This is a messenger RNA of Wasmannia auropunctata (little fire ant), 1178 nucleotides long. Its product is annotated as protein lifeguard 4-like. Gene Ontology annotation, biological process: negative regulation of apoptotic process. The record is from RefSeq and is a predicted model, not a curated record. Gene Ontology annotation, cellular component: membrane. Bases 211 to 963 code for a protein of 250 amino acids. The transcript has 6 exons. Lineage: Eukaryota; Metazoa; Arthropoda; Insecta; Hymenoptera; Formicidae.
AGUGACUUUAACAGAACAGGGCUCCUGCUAUCACGAAUUCUCGUGAUAGAUGUGUCGUUGUUUGAGCUGUUUCCAGCCACCAUCGAUUUCGUAUAUAACAAUGACGUCAAAUAAUUAACUCUUAUCUAAACAUUGCGUAAAUUCAACUUGGCACGUGAAUUCGGCCUUUAAAGGCCUUCUUCGAGGAAAUCGAGAAAAUAAAAUCCUGAAAUGGCCGCGGCCGCUCCUUUGAUCUUGGCGGAGGACGAUGUUGAACGGGGUGGCAAGGAGCAGUCCGAUCACGAGAUACAGGAUGACUUUGCGUACAGGAACAACGUCCACAAUGCGGACAUCAAGAUACGAAUGGGCUUCUUACGGAAAGUUUAUGGUUUACUGAGCAUUCAGAUCCUUAUGACGGUCGCGCUAGCUUCGGUGUUUGUGGUCAGUUCAACUGUGAAGUUAUUCGUGCAAGAUAAUGUCUGGACCAUGGGUUUAGCGUUUAUCUUGACAAUGGUGUUCUUAAUUGCUCUGAUGAUAAAAAGGCGGGAUCAUCCCGCCAAUCUGAUUCUUCUAAGCGCAUUUACGCUGGUGCAGGCGUAUACUGUUGGAGUUGUGGUGUCCAUGUAUGACACCACAGUGGUCCUGGAAGCUCUGUUCAUAACACUGACGGUUCUGCUCGGUUUGACGGCUUACACCUUCCAGACCAAGCGAGACUUCUCGUUUCUAGGAUUCGGAUUGUUCAUUGGACUCUGGUGCCUCAUUCUCGGGGGUAUGAUGCAGAUCUUCAUCCAGAGCUCCGCCCUGGAAUUGGUCAUAAGCAUCGGAGGCGCACUGCUGUUCUGCCUGUUCAUAGUUUUCGACACGCAGCUUAUAAUGCACACGCUCUCGCCCGAGGAGUACAUCCUGGCGACGAUUAACAUCUAUCUGGAUAUAAUCAAUUUGUUCUUACAUAUAUUACGUGUGCUUGCUCUCUCGAGGAAGUGAACAGUAUUACUUUCGAGCGAAAUGUCAGAGAAGCGCGAGAGAGAAGCAGGAUAUUCUAUAAAUCUUUCAUCUUGUAAUAUAUAUGAUAUGUACGCGAAGUCCAGAUGAUAAGCUUAUAUUUUUUAUUCAAGUACUUCUAGCUCUUGAAAUAUAAUUUAAGGUGCUGUUUUUAGUGUUGGACAUAAGGAAUUAUCUGUGAAUGAAAAAAAAAAAAA